CUACCCUUCCACCAUCGGCAUCCCACUCGGUUACAUCUGUACCCCGCUCGAGCGCCUCCAGCAAAUCCCUCACCCGCUCCUCGCCCUCCAGCCAGGCCAGCUCUCCCUUGACGUCCUCGACCUCGUCGACCUGUCGAUGCCUCCCCCUGCCGCCGCCCACCAGGCCAUCGUCGUUGACGACAACGAGAUCACUGCCGUUCACUUUGCUGCCUGA
Messenger RNA from Peniophora sp. CBMAI 1063, 214 nucleotides. The record is from the annotation of a GenBank genome assembly. Lineage: Eukaryota; Fungi; Basidiomycota; Agaricomycetes; Russulales; Peniophoraceae.